AUGUACAUUCCCAACACAAAGUGGACGUGGUCCUUCUCGGCCAUCGCCCUCGUCCAGGCCGUCGUCGCCCUGUCGCUCGAGUCGUACGUCUUUGGCCGCUUCCAGAGCGAGCUGCACUUUGAGGCCCACAAUGUCAACAGCGACGCCCGCACGGUCCCCACCUACCUCGCCGUCUUCAUGUUCGGCUACCUCUACCAGCUGUUCCUCGUCUGGGACGCCCUGCGCCUGAAGAACACCAUCCAGGUCAUCGGCCUCGUCAUCUACAACGUCGGCAUCAUGGUCUACGCCGCCAUCCAGUACGACCAGAUCCUCGACGCCUCGUCGGCCCUCGAGCGGCAGCACUUCAUCCCCACCGACUUCUGGACCGACGUCAAGGCCAUGCUGAUUGCCGUGCCCGUCCUCAUGGCCGCCGCCACCUUUGCCUUUGCCUUUGUCGCCUGGAAGCUCUACGACGAGUUUGCGUGGACCAUCUACAAGAACAUUAGCGCCGACCUGCGCCUGAAGCGCCGCUACUUGACCUACCAGAUCUACAUUGCCCUGCUCAAGUUCGACUUCUUCUUCUUCCUCGCCUUCACCGUCCAGUUCCUCGUCGUCGUCGAGAAGACGUCGACGGUCGAGGUCGUCCUCACCGCCGCCGCCCUGGUCAUCACCUUCUUCCUGCUCUUCGCCGCCGCCUUCUGGGUCCGCCGCGAGUCGAUUGCGGGCAUGGUCUGCUGCAUCGUCGUCUACUUCAUCGCCCUGGCCUACUUUCUGUUCAAGCUGAUCCGCAUGUACGUUGCCGACUCGAACCGCCAGGAGGACUACAAGCCCGCCCGCAAGUCGCUGACGGCCUUUGCCAUUCUGACCAUUAUCCUGCUGCUCAUGACCAUUGUCAUUGCCUGCAUCUGCACCCACAACUUCAACAAGGGCCUCAAGCCCCACGUCAACAAGAAGUCGGCCAAGUCCGACAAGGCCUACGGCACCGAGAUGCCCUCUGUCGCCGGGCCCCAGCCCAAUCAGCGCAUGGAGAUUGACUAG
Molecule: messenger RNA, 1017 nt
Organism: Didymella exigua CBS 183.55
Lineage: Eukaryota; Fungi; Ascomycota; Dothideomycetes; Pleosporales; Didymellaceae
Exons: 2
Coding region: 1-1017 (338 amino acids)
Cellular component (GO): Golgi apparatus
Source: RefSeq, a predicted model, not a curated record